Messenger RNA from Peromyscus eremicus (cactus mouse), 2158 nucleotides. RefSeq names its product leucine rich repeat containing 71 (gene Lrrc71). Gene Ontology annotation, molecular function: protein binding. The transcript is spliced from 15 exons. The record is from RefSeq and is a predicted model, not a curated record. Bases 376 to 2058 code for a protein of 560 amino acids. Lineage: Eukaryota; Metazoa; Chordata; Mammalia; Rodentia; Cricetidae.
UCAGUGUCGCCCCCACUGCCCACAGCUCCGUGAGUGGGGACUGUUAGGUGCCCGCCCACUCUGCCCUAGACCCACUCUGUCAGGGCUCCGCAGGGAUCCUAGGCUGCCUGAGCCCUUCUGUUCACACGGACCCCAACAGUACCAAACCACGCCCACUCGCUCCGGCCCGGGGCCAUCAGGCGCCCAUCACGUGCACUCUUUGCCGUUGCUGGGGCCGCAGCAGCGCCACCCAACCGAGCUCGGUUGUCCUGGAGAGGGACUCGCAGAUCCCGCGGUUUCUGGCCAGUUGGAUCUGGUGAGUGGAGAUCUUCAGGGUGAGGCCCGCAGAGCCCUGCCUCAUCUUCCUUCUCACUUGAGGGGUCCAGAACCACCAGUAUGUCAACUGAGCCGAGCGCUCCAGGGACCUCACCUAGGACACCGCGUCCUGGGGCCCAGAAGUCAUCUGGCGCGAUAACCAAGAAGGGGGACCGGGCUGCUAAGGAGAAGCCAGCAACUGCCCUGCCUCCGUUGGGCGAGGAGGAGCCGAAAAAUCCCGAGGAGUACCAGUGCUCUGGGAUCCUGGAGACAGACUUCGCCGAGCUCUGCGUACGGUCAGGCUACACGGACUUUCCCAAAGUUGUCACCCGGCCUCGGCCCAACCAGAACUUUGUCCUUUCCGCCUCCAUGUCAGAAAAACCCACCCAAGACGACCAGCGGUUGUCGGCAUCCUGCAGCCAGAACAGCCUGGAGAGCAAAUACGUGUUCUUCCGGCCCACCAUUCAGGUGGAGGCAGAGCAGGAGGACAGCAAGGUGGUGAAAGAGAUCUACAUCCGAGGUUGGAAACUUGAGGAUCGGAUUCUGGGUAUUUUCUCCAAAUGUCUGCCCUCCCUCAGCCAGCUGCAAGCUAUCAACUUGUGGAAGGUGGGGCUGACGGAUAAGACCCUGACCACGUUCAUUGCCCUUUUGCCUCUCUGUUCCUCCACACUCAGGAAGGUAUCUCUGGAGGGAAACCCACUACCGGAGCAGUCCUAUUACAAGCUCAUGGGACUGGACAGCACGAUCUCUCACUUAUCUCUGAGGAACAAUAGCAUCAAUGACCAUGGUGCGCAGCUCCUAGGCCAGGCACUGUCCACACUGAACAACAGCAACCGGACCCUUGUUUCGCUGAACCUGGGAUUCAACCACAUCGGGGACGAGGGAGCGGGCUACAUUGCAGAUGGCCUAAGACUGAAUCGCUCUCUUCUCUGGUUGUCCCUGGCGCACAACCGUAUUCAAGACAAGGGCGCACUGAAGCUGGCUGAGGUCCUGCGCCCCUUUGAGCUGACCCACACGGAGGUGGUGGAGCGGCGGCGUCUGCUCUUGGAGAAAGGAACGCAGGAGCGGUCGUCGCGAUCGCCUUCCUCCUCCCGACAUGGAGACUCCAAGACGGAACGUGAAAAGUCUCAGCCAGCGGCCAUCAGCAAUGCUACUCUGGUGGACAAGCCAGAAAAGAUGCAGACAUUAAAAACACCCAAGGGUCUGGGCAAGAAAAAGGAGAAGUCAGGGGAAGUUGUAAAGAAGGAAGAGAAGUCAGGCCCCGGGCAGUCCCCUACACAAGGAACCCCUAAGAAAGAAGAUGCCACAAAGGCAGGCAAGGGGAAGGUAACCAUCCCUGAGCAGAAGAUGAGCAAGGGAAAAGGGAUGAAGAUGGGAAGCAAAGAGAAGCGCAGCAUCCUCCUGGAGUCAGAGCAGCUGGUUGUUGAAGCUACAGAGAUGGUUAACCCUCUCCUGGAGCCUGUGGAGCACCGAGAUGGGAAGGUUUUCAUGCCUGGGAACAAGGUCCUUUUGCACCUCAACCUCCUCCGGAACCGAAUCACAGAGGUGGGGCUGGAAGGCUUCCUCACUGCUGUGCAAUACCAGGUUCAGGUCUCCAAGUCCAGGACUUCUUCGUCCAAGGGCCCCUUGGGGCUGCUGUGGCUGUCCCUGGCGAAAAACUGCUUUGACCCGCAGUGUCCAACAUACACCAUGAUUCAGGAACUGAUGCUGCCAAGGGACCCUGUGAAGGCCAAGGUCAGGGAGGAGGAGGCCACAGCUACCUAGGCCUCCAGGGGCAGCCCUAUCUCCUUGGGAGAUACCACGGACCAAUAACAUAGUCUGUUGCUGUGCUAUUCUUUGAAAAUCACUCCAGAACUGUUUGGAA